Drosophila biarmipes is the source of this 558-nucleotide messenger RNA. RefSeq lists its product as uncharacterized. The record is from RefSeq and is a predicted model, not a curated record. The coding region runs from base 37 to 531 and encodes 164 amino acids. The transcript has a single exon. Lineage: Eukaryota; Metazoa; Arthropoda; Insecta; Diptera; Drosophilidae.
UUUAUAGAGUGCUUAGGGCAAUUGAACUUUAGCGAAAUGGAGCAACACCUUGUGCUUCUCUUGAUUGUUUCCCUAAUGGGAAAUGCUUGUUUUUUGGGUCUGUCCGAGGCACAAACCUUUACCGCCGAGGAUCGCAACUCUAUACAGAAGUUUAUGGACUCUUUGAUCAAUUUCCUGGAACUGGAAGUGAGCAAUGUAACUACCAGCACAACGUUGGCGCCCUCUUCGAAUGGCACUAGCUUGGAGACCACUACCCUGGCAGCUGGGAACUCCACUGAGGUAACAGCAGAGGUUUCGGGAAGUACCAGCAACUCCACAUCAAGUGUUUUGGACAGUAGCACCUCGUCUACUUUGGCUAGCACCUCAUCGAGUGUAUCGACCACCUCAACUUCCAGUUUAAACUCCACAACAGUGGCCAACUCAAGUUCAACCAUAACCAGCACCACAGCCAAUCCCACUACCAUUCGAAGAAGGAUUUGCUUUAAGCGUUUCUGCUACAAGUUCAGCAACGAUAAGGGUUACAUAGUCUAGAUGGAAUAAAAAGAGUAUACAACAUAA